Molecule: messenger RNA, 1113 nt
Organism: Lichtheimia ornata
Lineage: Eukaryota; Fungi; Mucoromycota; Mucoromycetes; Mucorales; Lichtheimiaceae
Exons: 6
Coding region: 1-1113 (370 amino acids)
Cellular component (GO): Prp19 complex; U2-type catalytic step 2 spliceosome; U2-type catalytic step 1 spliceosome
Molecular function (GO): metal ion binding; U6 snRNA binding; pre-mRNA binding
Source: RefSeq, a predicted model, not a curated record
AUGCCACCGGCACGACAACAGGUUGAUCGCGAUACACUCGAAGAAUACUUGAGAGAACGGCGACCGGAAGGUGGCACAUACAACAUUUGGCAUAAUCGUUGGAAGGGUUUGGAGAAGGAUUGGAGCAAGAAAGGAUUACGAGCUCGCUUCAAGGUGGAUGUGAAACGAGAUUCGGGAGAGACGAUUGGAUCAAGUAACCGGAACGCCUACUUUUGUCUUUACUUCGCCAAAGGCAUGUGCGCUCAAGGUGCUCAGUGUCCCAUGUGGCACCGUAUCCCCAAUGAACGUGAUGAAGUGGAGACUACCAUUGAUUGUUUUGGAAGAGACAAGUACAUGGAAUUCCGACAAGAUAUGGGUGGUGUCGGUUCUUUCAAUACACAAAACAAGACAUUGUACGUGGGUCGUAUUGCACCAACAGAGAAUAUGAAGGAGAUCAUUCGUAAACAUUUUGGACAAUUUGGGUCUAUUGAACGAUUACGAGUCAUCAAGCAUCGAGGUGUUGCCUUUGUCACGUAUUCCUCACGCAGCAAUGCCGAAUUUGCAAGAGAAGCCAUGAUGAAUCAAGGUCUUGAUAAUAAUGAGAUUCUUAAUGUUCGAUGGGCUACCGCUGAACAGGAUGCAAUGGCUCGAACUGGGGAUGAGGAUGGUACAGGAAACGCAAGUCAGGGUAGAGGUGCUUCACAUCAUCCACCUCAAGUGUACGCUCAACAAGAUGCCGAAUCCGAAUUGCCAGCAGAGUUUAGUCACGUGAAACGAGAAGUAGCAGAGGACAAGUUCCAUGACAUGGAAGAACGUGCCAAACGUCAACGCGUCGAACAAGUAGAAGCACCCCCACAGUAUUAUUACGAUGCCCAAUCAGCUUACGCUAUCUACGGCUAUACUGCACCCGAUGUUGCUGCCGCCGCUGCUGCCUAUUCUUCACCCAGUAACCAAGAGACGACCAAAAAAGUCGCUGGCAUCAUUCCACAAAAUGUCCUGGAUAAUCUCAAGAACCUAUCCAAAAGCGAAAAGGAAGACACAACAAAGAAGGCUGCUACUACUACUACGAGUGACAACAACAAGAGUGGAUUGGGUAAUUUAGCUGGAUAUGGUAGUGAUAGCGAUGAGGAGUAA